This is a messenger RNA of Ochotona princeps (American pika), 1557 nucleotides long. It is a transcript of the gene PDGFRL, whose product is annotated as platelet derived growth factor receptor like. The record is from RefSeq and is a predicted model, not a curated record. The transcript is spliced from 6 exons. NCBI's taxonomy places the organism in Eukaryota, Metazoa, Chordata, Mammalia, Lagomorpha, Ochotonidae. Bases 215 to 1342 code for a protein of 375 amino acids.
ACAAGCAACCAAAAAAACAACUCCUUCCCCUCAAACUGCCGUCCCUCCUCAUGAAACCGAAUCCUCCAGCUGUGGCGUCCCAGGCGCCCGCCCCGACCCGCCGAGGCUCCCGCCCGGAGGCGGUGCCCCUUGCCGGGAGCCUCUGCCCCGCGCCUGCCCUCGCCCUGCUCGACCCGCAGCGCCUCCGGCCCGCCCGCCCUUUCCCUGCCUGACGAUGAAGGUUUGGCUGCUGCUGGGCCUCCUGCUGGUGCAUCAAGCGCUGCACAAUGUGGCAGGCCAACACCCUCCAAAGAACAAGCGUCCAAAGGAACCAGGAGAGAACAGAAUCAAACCGAGCAACAAAAAAGUGAAGCCCAAAAUGCCCAAAAUAAAAGACAGGGACUCAGCCGAUUCAACCCUGAAGACGCAGUCCAUUAUGAUGCAGGUGACGGAGAAGGGUCAGUUCCAGAGACCUGCAGCCACCUUGAGCCUGACGGCAGGGCAAACCCUGGAGCUCCGCUGCAAAGGGAGUAAGAUCGAGUGGAGCUACCCUGCCUAUCUGGACACCUUCAAGGACUCCCGCCUCAGCGUUAAGCAGCUCGAGCGCUAUGGCCAGCUGACCCUGGUCAACUCCACCGCGGCCGACACUGGGGAGUUCAGCUGCUGGGGGCAGCUCUGCGACGGCUACAUCUGCAGGAGGGACGAGGCCAAGAAGGGCUCCACCUACAUCCUCUUCCCAGAGAAAGGAGAACUCUUUGUGCCUUCUUCCAGCUACUUCGAGAUUGUCUACUUGAACCCAGACAGGCAGGCUGUGGUUCCUUGUCGAGUAACUGUGCUGUCUGCCAAGGUCACGCUCCACAGUGAGUUCCCCGCCAAGGAGAUCCCAGCCAACGGGUCGGACAUUAUUUAUGACCUGAAGAGGGGCUUUGUGUAUCUGCAACCCCAUUCUGACCACCAGGGGGUGGUCUAUUGCAAGGCUGAAGCCGGAGGCAAGUCUCAGAUCUCCGUGAAAUACCAACUGCUCUAUGCGGAGGUUCCCAGUGGUCCUCCAUCGACCACCAUCCUGGCGUCGUCCAACAAAGUGAAAGGUGGGGACAACAUCAGUGUGCUCUGCACUGUGUUGGGGGAGCCCGACGUGGAGGUGGAAUUCAGGUGGAUCUUCCCAGGGCAGAAGGAUGAGAGGCCAGUGACAAUUCAAGACACCUGGAGGCUGAUUCACAGAGGCCUGGGCCACACCACCAGGAGCUCACAGAGUGUCAUCACAGUGGAAAACUUUGAGACCAUUGAUGCAGGGUACUACAUCUGUACUGCUCAGAAUCCCCAAGGACAGACAACGGUGGCUACCACGGUUGAGUUUUCCUGAAUGAGAAAGUUAAGUACAGUCAACUGCUAGGAAGCCCGUUUGUAUCCAACCUGCUGCUUCAGGGUCUUUGUAUGGAGUGCUUUGCUGGGGACUCAAGUGAGUCAGACCCAGACUUCCAAGCUGGAGGUCAUCAGUCUAUAAGAGUGGUAACCUAACAGAAAGCACGCAUUUUGAUUUCUUACCUGUUUCUAGUUGUUAUACGAAGAAAGUAUAUA